Messenger RNA from Camellia sinensis, 539 nucleotides. The record is from RefSeq and is a predicted model, not a curated record. NCBI's taxonomy places the organism in Eukaryota, Viridiplantae, Streptophyta, Magnoliopsida, Ericales, Theaceae.
AGUGCACCUAUACCAAAGGUUAUAUGAAGAGGCAGACGAUUUUCUCGUGCUUGACCUGCACUCCUGAUGGGAAUGCCGGGGUUUGCACAACAUGUAGCUUGUGUUGCCAUGAUGGCCAUGAGAUUGUGGAAUUGUGGACCAAGAGAAACUUUAGGUGUGAUUGUGGAAACUCAAAGUUUGGGGAGUUCUUUUGCAAGCUUUUCCCAAACAAAGAUAUCGAAAAUGUGGAGAAUUCAUAUAAUCAUAACUUCAAAGGUUCAUAUUGCACCUGCGGUCGCCCCUAUCCUGAUCCAGAAGCCGAGGAACAGGUAGAGAUGAUUCAGUGCUGUAUUUGUGAGGACUGGUUUCAUGAGGAACAUAUUGGGCUUGAAUCUUCUGAUGAGGUUGGUAGUAUAUCUCUUUCACAUGUCUUUCAAUCCUUUUCUAUAAGGCUGCCUUCUAGUUUAAUUUUGUUUAUAUCUUAUAUCUGUACAAGUCAUUCCAAUGAUUACAUGCCCAGCGGUAAAAGGUGUGGAGUUUUAUAGGGGAGAAUUAUCCAU